AUUCUAUGUAGCUGAAGUCCUUCUCGCCCUUGAGUACCUUCACAUGCUCGGCAUAAUCUACCGAGACCUCAAGCCUGAAAACAUCCUCGUCCGUGAAGACGGUCACAUAAUGCUCACGGAUUUCGACCUCUCCCUACAAUGCUCGGUUAGCCCAACCCUCGUGAGGUCAUCCGGGUUGUCUCUCGACCCACCCCGAAUCUCGGCCCCAUGCGCGGGCUCCAACUGCAUCGACCCAUUCUACGCCGGGCCCUCGUGCCAAGUUUCAUGCUUCGGCACGGGGAUUCUACCCGCCACUGCCCGGGCCCGUAAGCUGAAGGCUGAAGCCGACGCACUGGCUCGAUCCCUUCCUC
This is a messenger RNA of Striga hermonthica, 350 nucleotides long. NCBI's taxonomy places the organism in Eukaryota, Viridiplantae, Streptophyta, Magnoliopsida, Lamiales, Orobanchaceae. The record is from the annotation of a GenBank genome assembly.